This is a messenger RNA of Metarhizium brunneum ARSEF 3297, 3111 nucleotides long. RefSeq names its product Translation initiation factor IF-2 (gene infB). Lineage: Eukaryota; Fungi; Ascomycota; Sordariomycetes; Hypocreales; Clavicipitaceae. Gene Ontology annotation, cellular component: cytoplasm. Gene Ontology annotation, molecular function: translation initiation factor activity; GTP binding; GTPase activity. The record is from RefSeq and is a predicted model, not a curated record. Gene Ontology annotation, biological process: translational initiation.
AUGCUGAGAGCCCGUGCCUGGAAGGGCCGCGGUCAUCCGUUCGCUUGUACAUACUGCCGAGCCCAGUUGUCGUCGGCCACAUCGCAAACCCACCAAGCACUGUGGUCUGCCCAGGGCCCCUGUACGACUACGACUGCCACGCGACAUAAUUCAAAUACUGGCCGAAGUGCGCCUUCCAAUGGAGGGUUUCCCGGAGGCUUCGCCGGCUCUGUCGCCGGCUCCUGGGGUGCGUUUGCGGCCAACAAACCCGCAAGGACGCUGGAUAGCAAAGUCUCGUCUGGUGGAAGCCUCCUUCCCCAUGAGCUGGCGGCAAGGAGUCGUAUGAAGGGACCCAGAACCAAGUCAAAUACAAGCAACACCGAAGCGAAUCGGGGGUUGGACAAGGUCGGCUCGCCUCUCACGCGGUCAAAAAGCCGGAGCCGAACCCACGAUGCCCGCCAAGCACAAGCUACAAAGUCAAAGUCUGUCCUCGCCGAUGUAUUCAAAACGAUGCGAGAACCUAAAACGCCACCGACGCCAAAGUCUUGGUCUGCGGCUGGUCAGCAGGGAAGCUCUGGCCAAACGACGAGGUUUGCGCCGGAGACCCCAACCGUCACUUUCUCCCCUAAUCCGUCUGCCACUACAUCUCAGAUAGCUCAUCGUAGAGCUCCUCCUCCAGAGCCCUCGAUGCAUCCUGCGGGCGGUGCGCCGAGGCAAAUCGGAUGGGGCUCCUUUAGCCACCGUAAGCAGCAGGUUCCGACUCAUGGCCACAGUCAUGGUAAUGACUCCACUACCUGGUCAGAAAUCACAAGAUCAGCCCGAGCAAAGCCAAGGUCUCAUCAGAGACAGAAAAUCGCCAAUCCUAGCAGUAUAACUGCUACGUCCAAGGGGGGACCUGAAGUAAUUGCCCCGGAGCAGGACUUCUGGGGAGAGCUAGAUACGAGGGUGGCCGGGUUCAGAGAGGUUAAAGGCAAGGGCCGACGAGAAUCGGCUGAAGCGGACGGCUUGGGCAAAAGACCCAUCGACAAAGCACCAAGUAGCGAUGGAGAUGGGUCAGGGCACAACCAAAGCGUAGCUUCAUCCCAUCAAGUCCAUGACAAGGCUCGGGAAAGGGAGAGGAGAAAAUCAAGGUUUGAUAUUGAAGACGAACCAGCCUCCGACGAUCGAAGAACGAAGAAGUCCAGAAAAUCCGCCAGAGGUCGCCGCGUGGAAUUAGACGAGGACUGGGAUGACGAGUCGUCGCGUCGCUGGGAACACAAACAGCGCCGAAAGGCUGAGAAGGAGGCACAAAAAGAGAGAGAGCUUCAUGAGGAGAAUCCUGCCAUGCCAAUCUUUCUUCCCGAGUAUAUCAGUGUGUCAAAUUUGGCGCAGGCGCUGAAGCAACGCCCGGAUCAGUUCUUGGUCGAUAUGGAAGAGAUGGGCUUCGAGAACGUGACACCCGAUACCAUCAUGACAGGUGAAACCGCAGCGCUCAUCUCCAUGGAAUAUGGCUUUGAUCCCACUGUCGACACUGGUUCACAACGCGAUCUGAAGCCCCGACCAAUUCCGGAUGACGUAUCCUCACUACCCAGCCGUCCUCCGGUGGUCACCAUCAUGGGCCAUGUUGAUCACGGAAAGACAACGCUAUUGGACUGGCUACGAAAAUCAUCAGUUGCUGCCCAAGAGCAUGGUGGCAUCACACAGCACAUCGGUGCCUUUGUUGUGAAGAUGUCUACGGGCAAGCAUAUCACGUUUUUGGACACGCCAGGACACGCAGCGUUUCUCUCCAUGCGUCAGCGUGGAGCCAACGUUACCGAUGUUGUUGUCCUGGUGGUUGCAGCAGACGACAGUGUCAUGCCGCAGACCAUUGAAGCCCUGAAGCACGCCACGUCUGCAAAGGUGCCCAUCAUCGUGGCGAUUAACAAGGUUGACAAAGAAGAUGCUCGGAUUGAUCAAGUAAAGGCAGACCUUGCUCGGCAUGGCGUCGAAAUCGAAGAUUAUGGCGGCGACGUCCAAGUUGUUUGUGUAAGUGGCAAAACCGGUCAGGGCAUGCCCGACUUGGAAGAGAGCAUCAUCACGCUGUCAGAGAUUCUCGACGUCCGUGCCGAGACCGACGACAUGGCGGAAGGCUGGAUUCUAGAAUCUAGUGUAAAACAAAACGGCAAGGCUGCAACGGUGCUGGUUAAGCGCGGAACUCUUCGGCCAGGAGACUUCAUUGUUGCUGGGAAAACCUGGGCCAGGGUCCGAGUCCUCCGCAACGAAGCUGGGGCUGAGCUUGUGGAAGCAGCCCCAGGCACUCCCGUUGAAGUAUUGGGGUGGCGAGAAUUACCAGACGCCGGAGAGCAGGUGCUGCAGGCACCUGACGAAGGCAAGGCAAAGACGGCCGUCCAGUACCGGCUCGAAAUGGCUGAGCGUGAGCAGAGCUCCGUCCAACUGGCCGAGCAGGAACAGCGACAGCGAGACAAGGCUGCUGCUGAAGACAAAGCAGAAGAAGAUGGAGACGCCCAUGCCGCCUCUGAACCUGGUAUCUUGUAUCAAAACUUUACCGUAAGAGCCGAUGUCGUUGGCUCAGUAGAGGCUGUCUGUGGCAGCGUCCUAGAACUGGGCAAUAAUGAGGUACGACCCAAGAUUCUUCGAUCGGCGGCCGGCCAGAUAUCAGAGUACGAUAUCGACCACGCAGCGGCCUCAAAGAGCGUCAUUGUCAACUUCAACGUUCCCAUCUUGCCCCAUAUCAAGCAGCGUGCAGAAGAGGCCAAGGUCAGAAUUCUCGACCACAAUGUCAUUUACCAUGUAGUAGACGACGCCAAAGCAGUCCUUUCGGAGCUUCUACCCAUCAACAUCACCUACCGCGUCAGCGGGGAGGCGGACAUUCUUCAGGUUUUUCCUAUAAAUUUGAAGAAGAGAGUUUUCAAGAAUAUCGCCGGGUGUAGAGUACGCAACGGGUCCAUUAAGAAAUCUUCCUUGGUCAAGGUGCUUCGGAAGGGCAAGGUUAUCUUUGAUGGUAACAUCGAUACCCUGAAGCACGUCAAGAAAGAUGUCAUGGAGAUGGGCAAGGGCACAGAGUGCGGCAUUGGCCUGGAAGGCUUUGAAGACUUUGAAGUCGACGACCAGAUUCAAACAUAUGAGGAAGUCAGGGAGAGGCGGAUAUUGUGA